AUGGCCACCAUCGCCAACUCUCUCACUGUCAUUGUCCUCUUCAGUCUCAUUAGUCAUGGCCAGUGCUUUGGUUGCUCUGUGAAGGAUAUCUCAAUUGAACAAUCUCAGACGGGAAAGUCGGUCCAAAACAAGCCAGAAUGGAAUGUGACGAUCGCGAAUGGUUGCUCGUGUUCUCAACUGAAUGUUAAACUAGCCUGCGAUGGAUUUCAAACUGUUGAAGACAUUGAUCCUUCCAUUUUAAGUGUAUCUGGUGGUGAGUGUCUGGUCAAGAAUGGCCAACCUGUCUAUGCCAAUGGAGGUUUCAACUUCAUCUAUGCUUGGGACACUUCAUUUUCUUUCAAUCCAAUCUCCUCCCAAAUUGCUUGCUCCUGA
This is a messenger RNA of Rosa chinensis, 372 nucleotides long. RefSeq lists its product as uncharacterized. NCBI's taxonomy places the organism in Eukaryota, Viridiplantae, Streptophyta, Magnoliopsida, Rosales, Rosaceae. Gene Ontology annotation, biological process: cell fate determination. The coding region runs from base 1 to 372 and encodes 123 amino acids. The transcript has 2 exons. The record is from RefSeq and is a predicted model, not a curated record.